Messenger RNA from Tripterygium wilfordii, 1734 nucleotides. RefSeq names its product patatin-like protein 2. The record is from RefSeq and is a predicted model, not a curated record. Lineage: Eukaryota; Viridiplantae; Streptophyta; Magnoliopsida; Celastrales; Celastraceae. Gene Ontology annotation, molecular function: monoacylglycerol lipase activity; glycerophospholipase activity. The coding region runs from base 232 to 1503 and encodes 423 amino acids. Gene Ontology annotation, biological process: lipid metabolic process. The transcript has 7 exons.
CAUUGAAGAGAGAAUAGAAGGAAUUGGUCAAAAUUGCACGGGUAAAAUCUGAAAAAAAAAUAUAUAUUUCUGUUACAAGUUGUUGAAAAUUCAAAUUUUAGAGGGAGACCCAAAUUUCUAUAUAAACCCCAUCAACUCCCAUGUCUAGUACCAUCAACACACACAUACGAUUGAGCAACAACAAGAAACAAACAUACUUUCUCUUUUAGAUAUCUUUACUUAUCAAAAUCAAUGGCAACUCCUCUAACCCUCAAAACUGGAGACAUCAAUGCUCAGGCAGUUGAGAUCAUUAAAUCACCCCUUCAGGCUCCAACUUAUGGAGACAUCAUCACUGUCCUCAGCAUUGAUGGAGGUGGAAUUAGAGGAAUCAUACCAGGAAUCAUCCUAGCCUUCUUGGAGUCUGAGCUUCAGAGACUGGAUGGUGAGGAUGCAAGACUUGCAGACUAUUUUGACGUGAUAUCUGGAACAAGUACCGGUGGCCUUGUGACAGCGAUGCUAACGGCCCCCAAUGAGAAUAAUCGCCCUUUGUUUGCUGCUAAGGAUAUCAAGGAUUUCUAUCUUGAUCACUGCCCCAAAAUCUUCCCCCAAGAUGGUGUACCGUUUGGUUCUGCUGGAAAACUGGUCAAAUCUCUGUCCGGACCGAAAUACGACGGCAAGUAUCUGCACAAGCUUGUCAAGGAAAAAUUAGGAGACAUAAAAUUGCACCAAACUUUGACAAAUGUUGUUAUUCCGACUUUUGACAUCAAGAGACUGCAACCAACCAUCUUCUCCAGCUACAUGGUGAAGAACAACUCCAACCCAUUGAAAGACGCUUGUCUCUCGGACAUAUGCAUCGCAACUUCAGCUGCUCCAACUUAUCUUCCCUCGUAUUAUUUCAAAACCCAGGACUCCAAUGGAGGGGAGAGGGAAUACAAUCUUGUUGAUGGUGGUGUCGCUGCUAACAAUCCGGCUUUGAUUGCGAUCAGCGAAGUAACAAAGGAAAUCACAAGAGGCAAUACUGACUUGAGCCACAUAAAGCCAGUAGAUUAUGGUAGGUUCCUGGUUAUAUCAUUAGGAACUGGUGGAGCCAAGAAUGAAGAGAAGUAUGAUGCAGAAGAAGCAGCUGGUUGGGGUGUCUUAAGUUGGUUGACUGCUGAUAAUUCAACUCCUUUAAUCAAUAUUUUCAGUGAAGCCAGUAGCGAUCUCGUUGACUACCACAUUUCGACCAUUUUCCAAGCCCUUCACCACCAUGAGAAUUAUCUUCGCAUUCAGGAUGAUACUUUAAAAGGAGAUGAGUCUUCUGUGGAUGUUGCAACAGAUAAGAACUUGGAGGCACUUGUACAAGUUGGUGAGAAAUUGUUGAAGAAACCAGUGUCUAGGGUUAAUCUUGAGACUGGUAUCUCUGAACCUGCAACUCAGGUUACAAACGAAGAGGCUCUUAAGAAGUUGGCAAAAUUACUCUCAAGAGAGAAGCAGCUUCGUGAGAUAAGGUCACCCAAAGUCAACGCUGCUAGAUCCAAGUGAAACCACAACAUCCAUACAUCCAACGAAUGUAGUUGGUUUUACGUAUUAUGUUUGGUUUGAUGUACUUUUGUCUUAAAUUUCCUUUCAUUUGUAUUCAUUCAAUAAAAUCAAUAAAUGCUUUCUCCUGAGGCUCUCAGUUUUUUGGGAAUUAUUGUGAGGAAUCACAAUAAGGAAGAAAAACAAAAAGAUCUACACAGAACAAUAUAUAAGGAGAUAUCAAUUAUUGGAUUA